Manacus vitellinus (golden-collared manakin) is the source of this 3045-nucleotide messenger RNA. RefSeq names its product neuroglobin (gene NGB). NCBI's taxonomy places the organism in Eukaryota, Metazoa, Chordata, Aves, Passeriformes, Pipridae. The coding region runs from base 583 to 1101 and encodes 172 amino acids. Gene Ontology annotation, molecular function: oxygen binding; heme binding. The transcript has 4 exons. The record is from RefSeq and is a predicted model, not a curated record.
UAUUUUCAGUACUUCUUUAUGCCUACAUUGAGUCAAUAUGUUCUUGGGUUGUGUUGGAGGCUGCUGUCUUCUCUCCUGAUUACAAGAAAUAAGUCUGAUGUACAGAACCAGAACUUGUAACAAGAUCAGCACAAUUGUUAUUUUUGUGCAGACUGCAAUGGUUUCAGUAAUAUUUGUGCUUCUGUAUUGCUUGCAUCCUUAUGAAAACCUUAACUUUCCUGACUUUUGUUGUGCUGCUUGAGACCUCAUUUGCCCCUUCUUGCUUUGUUUCCUCUGUGCUGCCUACAUCCUGGGGCCAAAUUAAGCAGUGUCUGAACAAGAAAGAGAAUCUGUGCAUCGUGAACACAAUUGACAAAGAUGAUGUCUUCCGAUCUGUUACUAACAGCUUUGUCUGGUUUAGCUGUCUUAAUUAGCCUCAAAUUAAAUACGUACUUUGCAGUGUCUAGACUGCGUCUGCCUAUGGAAAUAGCAGGUGUCUGUGUGGCAUCCAGAGUCUCAGUGGAUGUGGCCAAGAGCUAGAGGAUGGCGGAGCAUCGCCGAGGCCCUCCCAAGCAAAGUUACGCUCGGAAGGAGCUGUGCUGAAUGGUGAGGGAAAGUGUCUGGGUCCCGGUGGUUCCCUCGCUGGCACGGCUCUGCGGUGCUGCUUCGCUCGUAAAAUCAGGUCGACGGGAAAUGUCAAACGUGAAUGAGCCGAACUUUCUGCUCUGCCCUGCGGACCCGGGGUUGUUUGACUUGGAUCCUGACCUGUUGCCCCUUUUCCAGUACAACUGCAAGCAGUUUGCCAGUCCUCAGGAGUGCCUCUCUGCCCCUGAGUUCCUGGAUCACAUCAGGAAGGUCAUGCUGGUGAUUGAUGCUGCUGUGAGCCACCUGGAGAACUUGUCUUGCCUGGAAGAGUAUCUCUGCAACCUUGGCAAGAAGCACCAGGCAGUUGGUGUGAAGACCGAGUCUUUCUCGACUGUUGGUGAGUCCUUGCUGUACAUGCUGGAGAAAUGCCUUGGCACUGCCUUCAGCCCAGAGGUGCAGGAGGCUUGGAGCAAACUCUACAGUGCUGUGGUGAAAGCCAUGCAGCGCGGCUGGGACACCCACCCAGAAGGGGACUAGAUCUUGCCAGCCAUCCCCAUCCCUGACCAUGCAGCAGUCCUGAGCACAGGGAGCACUCACACCACACUCUCUGCCUCUCCCCACCUGUCUCUCUCUGUGCACCAGCCCAUUGCUGUCUCCACUAGUCACAUGUGCUUUGGGGCUCUCACAGUGAUUCAGCCUUGCUUCAACACAUCUCUGCCUUUGCCAAGGGCUGGCAGCGUACGUCCCUGAAGUGAGGCCUGGGUGUGCAGCAGCACAGGUAUGCCACUCUGCCCCAAGUUCCUUUGGGCUAGUUGGAGCACCAACACCCAUGUACCUACUCUGGUUUUUAGCUGGCUCGUCUUCCUUCCUCUGACUACCCACCCUAGUUAGGUGACACCUGGCAUAGGCCUCUUGGGCUUAUUUGCCCGAGGUCCUAUUUGCUGUGCCUGUACUUGCCAGGUCUGGCACUGCUUGCUCCUCCUGCACUGCUGUGUCUGGUCCAGCUGUGGCAGUGAUGGAUUUGGCUCCCUCCAGGGGCAGGGGCAGAGGCAGCAGAGGUGAGGGCUGGUCACAACAUGAGGCUUUUCCCCCUUUCCCUUCACCAACACAUCACUAACAGAUGGUUAAUCCUGGUGCUCUCUUCAGUCUUGCCUCUGCCCUAGAUGGGAUCCAUGGUUUUCCCUGUGUCAGGUUGGCCACAACUCAGUAGGUUUCCUAGGGAUGAUUCAAGCAGUGGUGUCACAUUAGUCUGGGCUGCCAGCUGAAAGGCUUUGUGUUGGUUUGGCCAGUUGGUUUAACCUUAGAGCCACCUGAAAUGCAGCAGCAGUGUCUGUUUACUGCUUUGUGUUGAGGAGAAUAAAAUAAAUACAAGGCAAAGAUGUCUUAAAAUAAAAAUGAAGGUUGCAAUCAUGUCAUGGCAACAGCUUCCAGAAAUUCUGGCUCUUGGCCAGAGGAAGCAUAGCUGGAAUCUUUCUGCUGAUGCUGUCAGAACCUGGAGUGCUUCCCAGCUGCACACAGUACCCAUGUGCAGAGUUCCUCACAGGAAUGAGAAGAUGGCAUCUGCCAGAAGAAAUCCCAGAAAAUGUCUGAGAAGCAGUACCUGAGGACUCUGGGGGAAGCUGAGCUUGAGCACUUUAAGGCAGUGUUCAUCUUUAUGUGGAAGUCACUGUGGAACAGGCAGAACCAUGUUUCUAGCCAUCACUAGCCCCAGAGCAAGUACAUGGAGCAAUUUUUCAGUUACAGGGGUAUGGACAGGAGGAGUCUGGUGUUGAGGGCUGAGAUGGUCCUGUUCUGGACACACAUUCCUCCAAUACUCAGAUAUCCUCCAGGAUGGGGCAGGAGAAGGCUCCCAAGCCCAUGCCAUGGAGGGAAUGAUGGGUCUCUGAUUUCCUGAUACCAGGCCUGAUGGUAGCCAUGGACUUCCAGCAAGCAAAGAGCCUUCCAGCUGUGUUUGGUAGGCAAACUGAGAGGUGUUGUAGAUCAGGCAGUGAACAUCCCCAUGUUCAUUGUUCUCCCCAUGGUACCAUGUUCUGCUUCUGCAGUGCUACAGUGUGGUGCUGUGCAUUCUGGCCUCUGGCUCUCUCCAUCUGCUGGAUGAGGCGAAGUCCUCCCCAUUCUUGCACCCAGCAAUGAGGGAUGGAGGACCCAGGCCUGGAGGGAGGCACUAGCUGUGAUGGCAUGAUAUGGGGCAGGAGGGUUUGGGAAUGCGAAUGUCCUCUUUGCAACCCUGUUCUGGGGCAUCAGCCUUCAGCAUCAUGGGAGUGUGACACCUUCUGGCUCUGUGUGACAAGUAGGCAGCUGUGUGAUGGAUGGGGUGUAGGUGUUACUGCCUCAAACCAUCCCUGCCCCCUCUAGCUUUCCCAGCUCCUUGACUUCUCCUUUUCUGUGCCACGUUUUGUGUAACUCCCAAGAGAACUGAACUAGUUUGUGUGCCUCUUAUACCCAGCUGUACUGUUUAAUAAAGAACAAGAGUGUAUCUUA